AUGGUCUAGCCAACCAGCAGUCAGGAUGAUGGCCUCCAUGGUUGCCAGCGGAAACGAUGAUGCGCCGUCCCUGAAUCUGAAAGGGGUGGAUCCAGAAACAUGCAUGAUUGUGUUUAAGAACCACUGGGCUCAGGUGGCGAAGAUUCUUGAGAAGCAUGACCCCCUGCGGACCGGCGGCGGUGGGCUGCUGGGCGGCGGCCUACUCGGCGGCGGUACCGCGGGGGCGGGGCUGCGUUUCGGGCCCAUCCCUGGGGACGAGGCCAGCGCGGUGCAGAACUACGUGGAGCACAUGCUCUUCCUCCUGAUGGAGGAGGACAGCGGGCAGGAGGGCGCCAUGGGUCCCAUCCUGGAGUUCGUGGUGACGGAGAACGUGAUGGAGCAGCUCUUCCUCUGGAGCCUGAGGCGGGAGUUCACCGACGACAUGAAGGUUGAGCAGCUCAAGGUGUAUGAGAUGCUGGUGGGCCAGUCCCGGCAGCCCCUCCUGCACCACAAGCCCAUCCUGCGACCCCUCAUGAUGCUGCUGGGCUCCUGCGCCGGGGCCGGGGCCCCCGCCGUGGAGGCCGAGCUGGUGCUUCUGCUCAACCAGCUCUGCUCCAUCCUGGCCAAGGACCCCUCGGUCCUGGAGCUCUUCUUCCACACCAGCGAGGACCAGGGCGCCGCCAACUUCCUCAUCUUCUCCCUGCUCAUCCCCUUCAUCCACCGCGAGGGCCGGGUGGGGCAGCAGGCCCGCGACGCCCUGCUCCUCAUCAUGUCCCUGUCGGCCGAGAACCGCACCGUGGCCGAGCACAUCGCCCAGAACACCUACUUCUGCCCGGUGCUGGCGACGGGGCUCAGUGGCCUGUACUCCUCCCUGCCCACCCGGCUGGAGGUGCAGAGCGAGGACUGGCACUGCCUGCAGAGGGAAGAAUGGCAGCAGGUGCCCACCCUCGUCCAGUUCCUCAACUCCCUGGAGUUCUGCAAUGCUGUCAUCCAGGUAGCUCAUCCUACCAUCAGAGACCAGCUGGUCGGGUACAUCUACAAUGGCUUCCUAGUGCCCGUCCUCGCCCCUGCUCUACACAAACUGACGUUGGAGGAGGUGAUGACCACCACGGCGUACCUGGACCUGUUCCUGCGCAACGUGACCGAGCCCGCCCUGCUGCAGACCUUCCUCAGCUUCAUCCUGAUGCACCAGUACGAGAAGGUGCACAUCCUGGACACGCUUGUCAGCCGCAUCAACACGCCCUUCCAGCUGGGCACCGUAUCCCUGGCACUGUUCCAUACUCUGAUUGGUUUACACUGUGAAGACGUCAUGCUGCAGCUAAUCCUAAGGUACCUGAUUCCCUGCAAUCACAUGAUGCUGAGUCAGCGCUGGGUGGUGCGAGAGAGGGACUGCUACUCCGUCUCUGCAGCCAAGCUCCUGUCUCUCACGCCCUCCUGCUGUUCCAUGGAGCCCAGGCCGCCUCCCCUCAGACAGCAGCUGGAUUACAUCGUCUGGUCAAAGGGCACGGACAGGUCACACCCAGGAAACAAGGAAAUGGAUGGGUCUCUGUCAGAAGGGGGUGGAGCCGAGCACUCUCGUGUCAUGGGGUCAGAGGUUGUCAUGGACAUCAGCUAUGUGCACUACCUGUGCGACGCCCGUCGCAGGAUAACCUGCAGCAUCCGGGCGUGCCGGGUGUGGUCAGCCCCCUACGACGGCGAGGACCCUCCCCCGGAGGAGUACCACCCCAGCGUUCCCGGGGAGGACCCCGGGAAGUCCCGGCCGGUUCGCCCGCAGCCCAGGGGCCCGCAGCAGCCUCGCCAGUCCGUGGACCUGGGCCCCGCUGGGGAACGGCCCAAUCAGCUGGAGCUUGAGUGGGACAACAGCUACGACACCGCCCUGUCCCCCGACAAAAGUGACGGAGCUGAGGGAGGCAACGGCCAGCCCCCUGUACCGACCGAGCCCCCCCCACACAUCCAGGAGAUGAGGAGGAACGCCACCUUGCUCAUCAAGGGCUCCUACAUCGAGGAGUCCGACUUCCAGGACGACGCCAUGGUGUACGACCUCGUAGCGCAGAAGGACGCCAAGAGUGCAGCCAACGACCCUCAGGCGAAGGAGGGGAGGACGGAGGUGGAGGCAACGUCACCCGGCCCAGACUCCGCCCCCGCUGUGCAGGAGGGACCUCAGGAGGAGCCCCAGCCACCAAUCAGCAACGGCCUGAGCCCCGCCCCGCAGCCAAUCGCAGCGGAGGGGCUAGGCGGGGCGGAGGGCAGCAGUGACGGGGCAAAGCCGGACCAGGGCGCCCAGGACGACCUGGUGGCCCAAUAUGAGGAGCUGAUCCGGACGCUGGGGGCGGAUUCGGGGAGUCCCGUGAAAGCGGGGGCGGAGUUCCGGAGUCCCAUCACCCCUGUGGACGAGGACGAGGUGGAUUUCUCCUCCUUCACAGCUGACAUUCUGGAGACAGAGAAAGUCCCCUCGCCCCUUGGGCCAAAAGGCCCUGGGGGAACCAGAGUCCAUGAGGUUCCCUUCACAGGGCCAUUCAUUAGUGUGCUGCUGUCGCGGCUGGAGAACAUGCUGCAGAACUCCCUCCACAUAAACCUUCUCCUGACUGACAUCCUGGCCCAGAUGGCUUCCUAUCCCCAGCCUCUGCUACGCUCCUUCCUGCUCAACACCAACAUGGUCUUCCAGCCCAGCGUGCGCUCCCUCUACCAGGUACUGGCGUCGGUGAAGAAUCAGAUCGAGCGGAACGUCUCGGCGAGGAAGGACUUCCCAGAGCUGCUCACGGAGGCACAGCACUGCCUGCUGUCCAGAGAGACGGUCCAGAUGGCCCGCGAUCCGCUUCUGGACUCCCAUGGGGUGGAGAAUGGAGACUGGCCUUCAAACGCAGAGGUUGUCAGAAAUCAACUCAUUCCCGAGAGGCUCCCCAAAAACCCAGCAGCCAAUCCAAAGCUGGCGCCCGAGGACAGGAACAUGGUCCUGGCCACGGUUCUAUUCUCUGAAUUCCUCAAAGAACUGGCGGCCAUUUCACAGGAACACUCCAUCUUAUCUCACACACCAAUGGAGGAGUAGCCUUCUCACCAUCUGCAAUAACGCUGCUCAAUCUUCUCGCACACAACAGAGUAGCCCUUACUGCAAUAUUUUACACAUUUGAGGCACUUACUGAAGUAAACAUUUUUUAUCUCCUCCUGGUACUACCUGAUAAAUGAGAUACCUCGCGUUAAUGGAUCUAUGCCCUUUUUCCUGAGAUUUUGCUUAGGGUUGUUCAGGAAGUAUGUUUUCAUAACUGCUGUGACCAUUCCUUCCUCGCACGGCAGGACUUGAUAUGACAUAACAUGUCGUAUACAAGCACACUUCUUCCCAAAUUUCCCAGUUAGCCAGACUGGCUUGGGCUGCUGCGUCAGGAUUGGUCGAAAACGUCGUUGUUUUUUAUUUUUUGCAAGCGCUCUGACGAGGACUUGAUUAGCCACUCCAGAGAGCAUGACCUAGUUGUGGGCUGUCUCGGGAAAUCCUGUACCAGUUAAUAAUGCACCAGAUCAGGAUAUGAUACUGAGCCAGAGGCUCACUGACCAAAGACUGGAGGAGAAACAGAGCACAGGAUGUCAAGCAAUGUGGUACAUAAUGCCUUCAUCUGACCAUAUAAAGGAGCACAUCUGUGGACCUUUUUGCCCUCAUACACAAAGCCCAGCAGAGCUCAGCUUCUCUAGUGAUGGGCACCAUGUGUUCCGACUGACCCUCAUUUUGAGGCCUUAUACUGUACAAAUGGCUGUGUAUAAAGAAUCCAGCAUGUGACCUACAUGCACCAUGCACACGUCGCCCAGGGGCUGCUGGACUCUGAGUGGAAAAUUCUGGAUAUCGGAUGCAAUAUGGCGUCGGUCAGUUCCAUCUCCCACACAAGGUUAUUCAUGCUGGUUACUGUAUGUCCACAGGAUGUUUUACAAGAUAGCAGCAUGCUAUUGACUAAAAAAGAACAGCCUACAGUCAUUGUACAGUACAGCAGUACAGUGGUUUCCAGCUGAGGCCAUGACAAGAUUCGUUCACGACUGAAAAGCACAAGAACAUUAAACUCUACUGAACUCCGAGGGGCCGCUGGCUUCUGCACAUUGUAGUUCCACAACAAGGAGCAGAGAACGAGCAUCGCAGAGGAGUUCCCACAGUCUUUGAAAAAUAUUUGCAUCUCUCAAAAGUUGAAGAGGAAAAUUGGAAAACUGGAAAAUUGGCCAGGUCAAAAAAAAAAAGAAAGAAAAAGAAACAAGAAAGAGGAAAGAGAAACAAUCCUUUAGUUCAUUCUUAUUUUUUUCUUUCAAAGCUAGUGAUCUGCAUUUAUCUUUCUUGCUCACCAACUUGAAUGUCAUUUACUGUCAAGUCUAAGCGAUGUCAUUGCAUUGAUGUUGCCAACAAACUGGUUUGCACAUUAAGCCCAAUCCCAGAAUUUGUUCCUAACUGGCAGUUUCGGCCGAAAUAAUGUGUUUCACAUAAAAUAUUUGGAAGGCAUAUCUGCCUCUCAGUUACAUCCUUAUACAUUCCAAGUUUCAGAGAAUUUGGCUACGGUGAGAAAAAAAAUCAUCCAGACAUGUAUCCUAAAAUAUUCAUUUGAAUGGUAAUUAUACAUCUUGACUCCAAAGAGAAUAAUACAAGGGGGGUAUACUGUUACUGUUAGGGUUAUUCACAACCUUUACCAGCUACUGUUCAUGAAAGCACAUGUGAUGGACCUAACAACCUUCAGUUAAUCUGCUGGAAGCCAUAAUAGCUUCACACAAAUGUCUCACAAGCUAGUUUUACCAGUGAAAAAGACACAAUCUCCCUGGUGACAGUUGUGUGGAUCAAACAGUUCUCGGGUUGCGAUACUCCGAUUAAGCCUUACUUAAGUGCCCUUCACUAAAUGCACAUUAAAGGUUUAAAAAAACUGGAAAUGCUAUGCAGAUCUUUAUGGUUAUUAUUCAAUAUUUGGGGAGAGAAUAUUCAUUUUUUCAUAAGGGGGAGGGUAUUUAAACUUAAUGUAAUGUUUUGUAGAGAGUAAUUUGAUUGCCAUAUUUUUACACGUUUUUACUUGAACCUGAUAUGUUACUUUACUUCUUUCGUUUGAUUGGAUCAUGGAGUGCAUGUACACUGUAUGCUAGCACUGCUCCGGGACUAAUGGGAGGGUCAAUGUUCAGUGUUGGGUGAAACGCUGAAGGGGUAUUAAUGGGAAGGGGAGAGGGAGGGGUCUGGCGACUCCGGCCCUUUCGUGUCAACACCAGCUGUUUAUGCAAAGCAUGUAAAAACGUGCUCCGGCGAAACAAAACGGUUUGCCUUGCCUUUAAUUAACAUUUAAAAAAUAUCUUUCAUAAAAUUAAAAUAAAAAUGUUCCAAUUUCCUACGAGAUAAUUUUGCUACAUGACAUUUUGCUAUCUGUUCUGUUGAAGUGGCACUGCUACCUAAAAUGCGAUUGAUUAAAAACACUGAACAAA
Anguilla rostrata (American eel) is the source of this 5403-nucleotide messenger RNA. RefSeq names its product FHF complex subunit HOOK interacting protein 1Aa (gene fhip1aa). The record is from RefSeq and is a predicted model, not a curated record. The coding region runs from base 26 to 3025 and encodes 999 amino acids. NCBI's taxonomy places the organism in Eukaryota, Metazoa, Chordata, Actinopteri, Anguilliformes, Anguillidae. The transcript is spliced from 11 exons.